Molecule: messenger RNA, 1592 nt
Organism: Centrocercus urophasianus (Greater sage-grouse)
Lineage: Eukaryota; Metazoa; Chordata; Aves; Galliformes; Phasianidae
Product: glutamine synthetase
Exons: 7
Coding region: 34-1158 (374 amino acids)
Cellular component (GO): cytoplasm
Molecular function (GO): glutamine synthetase activity
Source: RefSeq, a predicted model, not a curated record
AUCCCGCGGGGGGACGCUGGAGGGGUCGUCGCCAUGUCGGUGUCACACAGCUCCAGGCUGAACAAGCUGGUGCGGGAGCAGUACAUGAGGCUGCCCCAGGGCGGGCUGGUGCAGGUCACCUACGUCUGGAUCGACGGCAGCGGUGAGGGCGUGCGCUGCAAGAGCAGGACCCUCGAUAAGGAGCCCAAGAGCAUCGAAGAUGUGCCCGAGUGGAAUUUCGAUGGCUCCAGCACAGCUCAGGCAGAGGGCUCCAACAGCGACAUGUUCCUGGUGCCCGUCUGCAUGUUCAGGGACCCCUUCUGCCUGGACCCCAACAAGCUGGUGCUGUGCGAAGUGCUGAAGUACAACAGGAAACCUGCAGAGACCAACCUGAGGCACACCUGCAAGAAGGUGAUGGACCUGGUGAAGGACAGCCACCCCUGGUUCGGGAUGGAGCAGGAGUACACACUGCUGGGUGUCAAUGGCCACCCCUAUGGCUGGCCCGACAACGGCUUCCCCGGCCCACAGGGCCCUUAUUACUGUGGGGUUGGAGCAGAUAAGGUAUACGGACGUGACAUCGUGGAGUCCCACUACAAGGCUUGCCUUUAUGCGGGCGUGAAGAUCUGCGGCACCAACGCCGAGGUGAUGCCCUCCCAGUGGGAAUUCCAGGUAGGCCCAUGCGAGGGCAUCGAGAUGGGUGACCACCUCUGGAUGGCUCGCUUCAUCCUCCACCGUGUCUGUGAGGACUUUGGGGUCGUGGCCACUCUGGACCCCAAACCGAUGACCGGCAACUGGAACGGGGCCGGGUGCCACACCAACUACAGCACCGAGGAGAUGCGGAAGGAGGGAGGCCUCAAGCACAUCGAAGCCGCCAUCGAGAAGCUGAGCAAGCGGCACGACUACCACAUCUGUGUCUACGACCCGCGGGGCGGCAGGGACAACUCCCGGCGCCUCACCGGCCACCACGAGACCUCCAACAUCUUCGAGUUCUCUGCUGGCGUGGCCAACCGUGGAGCCAGCAUCCGCAUCCCGCGCCAGGUGGGCCAGGACGGCUUUGGCUACUUUGAAGACAGGCGGCCGGCGGCCAACUGCGACCCCUAUGCGGUCACGGAGGCCAUCAUGAGGACCACGGUGCUCAACGAGACCGGCGUGGAGACCAAGGAGUAUGCAGAGCACUGAGGCCGUGGGAUGGGUGAGGGUUUUGUGUUGACACUGAUCGUGCCCGUGCUCUCAGCUGUGAGCUCAGACUCUUUAGGAAAACUCGCUUCUGGUUUUGUGAAACGUUGCCUUAGAAAUCCUAUAUAUUUUAUAGUAAGAGGGAGGGGCCCAACCUAUUUUCUCAGCCACUUUUUCUGGUUCCUGGUUUUAGGUCACACCUGGGGAGGUUGUUGGUUUUUUUUUAAACUUGGAUUGAAUUUUUUUUCUUCUGAUGGACUUUACACUGUGAUGUACAUAGAUUCCUACAUGGAAGCUGCAGCUGCUGCUGUUUGCACCUGGGCAGGGUGUGUGCUUUUUUUUUUUUUUUUUUUUUUUUUUUUUUUUCCCAGUGUCUCUGUUGCAAGGAAAUGAUAAUAAAGAAUUUUCCUGGCUGCGUGGCAGCUGUGUUAUCCUGC